Lodderomyces orthopsilosis Co 90-125 is the source of this 1155-nucleotide messenger RNA. RefSeq lists its product as uncharacterized. Lineage: Eukaryota; Fungi; Ascomycota; Pichiomycetes; Serinales; Debaryomycetaceae. Gene Ontology annotation, molecular function: sulfonate dioxygenase activity. The transcript has a single exon. Gene Ontology annotation, cellular component: cytoplasm. Gene Ontology annotation, biological process: sulfur compound catabolic process. The record is from RefSeq and is a predicted model, not a curated record. Bases 1 to 1155 code for a protein of 384 amino acids.
AUGGCACCAGUAGCAGUUUCAAUCGAGGACAAAUACGACGCUUCACAAUUUCAGUCAGCCCACCAGGGCAAAACCAAAAAAGGCAGCUUCACUGUUAGUGAAGAAAACAAAAAACAAGCUUUGUAUCCUGAAUAUUUGCCUACAUGGAACCCAAAUCAAAAAUUUCCACCAUACAAGUUUCAAGAAUAUCACGACAAGGGUUUACAAGGGGACAAGAACUACAAGAAUUUGUUUCUAGGUGACAAAGAGUUUCAGGUCAAAAGGAUGACCCCAAAGUUGGGUACUGUUGUUGAAGGAAUUCAAUUGAGUCAAUUGGAUGAUGCUGCAAAGAAUGAUUUGGCUAGACUUAUAAGUGAUCGUGGUGUUGUUGUAUUCAAAAAGCAAGACUUUAACAAUCUUGGUCCUGAGUUUGCUAUCAAUUUCAUGAAGUAUUUUGGAACCUUGCAUACUCAUCCAACAUCGGGGGCACCAGAGAACCAUCCAGAAAUGCAUAUAACCUUUCGGGGAGCAUCACAGCAAGAAAUUGACUCUGUGUUUAAGACCAGAACAAACUCCAUAUUAUGGCACAGUGAUUGUUCUUAUUCUCUCAAUGCACUACAGUUGACUUUGUUCUCAUGCUUGCAACUUCCUGAAAGUGGUGGUGAUACUUUGUUUGCAAACACAGUUGAGGCUUAUGACAGAUUGAGUCCAGCGAUGCAAGAAAGAUUAGAGGGUUUACAUAUUUUGCAUUCUUCAGUUGAGCAAGCUGAAGCUAAUAAGAAGGCAGGUGGAAUUACGCGGAGAGAACCAGAAACUAAUAUCCAUCCUAUUGUCAGAGUCAAUCCAACCACUGGCAAAAAACAUCUUUACGUGAACAAGGAGUUCGGUAGAAGAAUUGUCGAGUUGAAGCAGGAUGAGUCUGAUUACCUUUUAAACUUCCUUUACGAUCACAUUGAAAGGGCUCAAGAUUUACAAAUACGAGUGGCUUGGGAGCCAGAUACAAUUGUGUUUUGGAAUAACGGAACUACCGUGCACACUCCAUGUGUUGACUUUGAUGAGCCAGUGAUUAGACAUGCUUAUAGGAUCAGUGUUAUGGGAGAAAGACCCGUUGCUGAUGUGAAACACUUGAAUGAUCCGGAUUAUUUGAGUGAAAAGUACAAAGAGUUGAAUAUUUAG